AAUGAACUCGACAAUAUUUCCGUCUUCGGAUUACGACUCGACAACAUGGACCAACUUUCCUUUUUAUAACUGCUCUGACUGCUUCGGUCCGACUGUUGUGGAAACAGAAGAUGAAGUUUUGAGUAUGAGCUUGGCUGAGGCCAUUACUUUUGCAAUCCUCAUGUCGGCCUGCAUCUGUGCGACUGUUAUUGGUAACAUUCUCGUUGUCCUCUCUGUCUUCACCUAUAGGCCUUUAAGAGGUGUACAAAACUUUUUUAUUGUCUCUCUAGCUGUUGCUGAUCUUGCGGUUGCUGGUCUCGUUAUGCCUUUUAAUGUAGCAAACUUUAUCUUAGGUUAUUGGGUUUUCGGUAGCGUUUUCUGUGAUAUGUGGCUAACUUUUGACAUUUUAACCUGCACUGCCAGUAUCUUAAAUUUAUGUGCAAUUGCUCUAGAUCGCUAUUAUGCUAUUCAUGACCCUAUCAAUUACGCACAAAAGAGGACACUGAAACGAGUCCUGAUUACAAUAUCAAUAGUUUGGGUGGCUUCAUCGAUCAUCAGUGUUCCUCCUAUUCUUGGCUGGAACAACAAAUCAGGGAGUUUACUUGAUGAAAAAACCGGUGUUUGUCAACUAACCGACGAGAAAGGAUUUGUUAUUUAUUCUGCUUCUGGUUCAUUCUUUAUACCAUUGCUGAUAAUGACAUUUGUGUAUUGCAAAAUUUUCAUUGCGACUCGCCGACGCCUUCGAGAAAGAGCGAAGGCCGCAUCAGCAGCUAAAUUUGCAGCAGCUACAGGUAAAAGUCUUCCCAGUAGUAAAACUACAGCUCAAGAAGCGAGUUCUACCGAAUCACCUGAAGAUACGCAAGAAACGCUCAAUUCUACUCCUCAGCCACAUCGUUCGAGAACAAAGUUACUCCCAAGCUCUGAUCAAAACAACACUGAACCUACUACAAAUACGUCUGCUGUUCAAGUUCACCAAUUCUUGGAAGAAAAGCAAAAGAUCUCAUUGUCAAGAGAGCGACGAGCAGCAAGAACAUUGGGUAUUAUUAUGGGUGUGUUUGUUCUUUGCUGGUUACCAUUUUUUCUCAUGUACGUAUGGUUUUCUUUUACAAUUUAA
Messenger RNA from Dimorphilus gyrociliatus, 1093 nucleotides. Lineage: Eukaryota; Metazoa; Annelida; Polychaeta; Dinophilidae. The record is from the annotation of a GenBank genome assembly.